Messenger RNA from Ictidomys tridecemlineatus (thirteen-lined ground squirrel), 4574 nucleotides. NCBI's taxonomy places the organism in Eukaryota, Metazoa, Chordata, Mammalia, Rodentia, Sciuridae. The record is from RefSeq and is a predicted model, not a curated record.
UAGGGAAAGGAACCUUGUUUGGAUGAUCAUAGAAACCCGCUUCACUGUGCACACCUAUCAUUUCCUCAAUCAUUUGCAGAUUAAGACCCUGGGCCUCACAAACUCUAUUUAAAGGGCCUGGAGGCUCUCAAGACAUGGCCAGACACUUCAUCUUCUAUUUCAUCCUGCUGACUGCGCUGAUUGACAGAGCACAAUGUUGCUUCUGUGAUCACUACCCAUGGACUCAGUGGUCCAGUUGCUCAAAAACCUGCAAUUCUGGAACCCAGAGAAGGCAGAGACAAAUAGUAGUAAAUAAUUACUAUUGGGAUAACUCAUGUGACCAGCUUUGUACUAAAGAGGAGACCAGGCUAUGUAACUUGCAAACAUGUCCUAUCAACUGCCUCUUGGGAGAUUAUGGGCCGUGGUCAGACUGUGACCCAUGUAUUCAAAAACAGACUAAAGUUAGAUCUGUCUUGCGUCCUAGUCAAUUUGAGGGACAACCAUGUACAGAGCCCCUGGUGACCUUCCAACCAUGCAUUCCAUCUAAGCUCUGCCAAAUUGAAGAGACUGACUGCAAGAAUAAAUUCCGCUGUGACAGUGGGCGAUGUAUUGCCAGCAAGUUAGAAUGCAAUGGAGAAAAUGACUGUGGAGAUAAUUCAGAUGAAAGGGACUGUGGAAUAACAAAGGCGGUAUGCCCACGGAAGUAUAAUCCCAUCCCCAGUGUAGAGUUGAUGGGCGCUGGGUUUCACUUUCUGGCAGGAGAGCCCAGAGGAGAAGUCCUUGAUAACUCUUUCACUGGAGGAAUAUGUAAGACUGUCAAAAGCAGUAGAGCAAGUAAUCCAUACCGUGUUCCGGCCAAUCUGGAAAGUGUCAACUUUAAGGUACAAACUGAAGAAGAUGAUCUGAAGACCGAUUUCCACAGGGAUUUAAUUGAUUUUGAAAAAAAUGAAAAACGACAAGCCUCAUCAUCAGGGGCAAAGGAGAAUUCUUUUUACGUACCAAUUUUUUAUUCCUCACAAAAAAGUAAAAAUGUCCAACAUAACUCAGGCUUCAAACAAGCCAUUCAGGCCUCCAAAACAAAGGAUUCUAGUUUCGUUAGGAUCCAUAAAGUGAUAAAGGUCUUAAACUUCACAAUGAAAGCAGAGGAUCUGCAGCUUUCUGACGUCUUUUUGAAAGCCCUUAACCAUCUGCCUUUAGAAUACAACUCUGCUCUAUACAGCCAGAUAUUUGAGAACUUUGGUACACACUACUUCACCUCUGGCUCCCUGGGAGGUGUGUAUGACCUUCUCUACCAGUUUAGCCGUGAAGAGCUGAAGAACUCAGGGUUAACAGAGGAAGAAAUCCGAAACUGUAUCUAUAUUGAAAAGAAGAAGCGUAUUCUUUUUGUUAAGAAAACAAAAGUAGAGAAGAAAUGUACUACUAACAAGCUGUCAGAAAGAUAUGAAGGUUCAUUUUUGCAGGGAGCAGAAAAGUCCAUAUCUUUGGUCCGAGGUGGAAGGAGCAAGUAUUCAGCAGCUUUGGCCUGGGAGAAAGGGACCUCAGGUCCAGAGGAAAAAGUAUUUUCUGAGUGGUUGGAAUCAGUGAAGGAAAAUCCUGUUGUGAUUGACUUUGAGCUUGCUCCCAUCACGGACUUAGUAAGAAACAUUCCCUGUGCAGUGACUAAACGGAACAACCUCAGGAAAGCUUUUCAAGAAUACACAGCCAAGUUUGACCCUUGCCAGUGUGCUCCAUGCCCUAAUAAUGGCCGUCCCGUGCUCUCAGGGACCGAAUGUCUGUGUGUGUGUCGGAGUGGCACCUAUGGCAAGAACUGUGAGAUACGGUCUCCAGAUUAUAAAUCUAGUGCAGUGGAUGGAAACUGGGGCUGCUGGUCUUCCUGGAGCAUGUGCAAUCCCACUUAUAAGAGAUCAAGAACCCGAGAGUGCAAUAACCCUGCUCCUCAGCAGGGAGGAAGGGGCUGCGAGGGAGAGGGGCGUCAAGAGGAGGACUGCACAUUUUCAAUAAUGGAAAAUAUUGGGCAGCCGUGUAUCAGCGAUGAUGAAGAAAUUAAAGAGGUCGAUCUUCCUGAGCUAGAAGUAGACUCUGGAUGUCGUCAGCCAGUUCUUCCAGAAAAUGGAUUUAUCUGGAAUGAAAAGAAACUGUACUCAGUUGGGGAAGAAGUUGAGAUUUCAUGCCUUACUGGAUUCAGAGCUGUUGGAUACCAGUACUUCAGAUGCUUACCAGAUGGGACCUGGAGUCAAGGAGAUAUAGAAUGCCAACGGGUAGAGUGUCUCAAGCCAGCUGUCCAAGAAGGCCUGACGCUUACACCAUUCCAGAGAACAUAUAAAAUUGGGGAAUCCAUUGAGCUAACCUGCCCCAAAGGUUUUGUGCUUGCUGGGCCAUCACGGUACACAUGCCAGGGGGAUUCUUGGACACCACCCAUUUCAAACUCACUCACCUGUGAAAAAGAUAUUCUGACAAAAUUAAAAGGGCAUUGUCAGCCAGGUCAAAAACAGUCAGGAUCUGAAUGCAUUUGUAUGUCUCCCGAAGAAGACUGUGGUCAUUACUCAGAAGAUAUCUGUGUGUUUGAUAUGGAUUCCAGCCAUUACUUGACUUCAUCUGCUUGUAAGUUUUUGGCGGAGAAAUGUUUAAAUGAUCAGAAACUCCAUUUCCUGCACAUUGGUACCUGCCAAGAGGGACCACAGUUAAAAUGGAGACUUGAAAGGAUAAAACUUGCAUCCAAUAGCACAAAGAAGGAAAGUCACACUGUCUCUCUCCCUCUCUCUCUCAUCGUAGCUUCCACUUCCAGUUGUGUCUGCCUCUUGCCCCCCAAGUGCUUCAAGGGUGGAAACCAACUCUACUGUAUCAAAAUUGGAUCCUCAACACGCGAGAAAACAGCGAACAUCUGUGAAGUGGGAGCCGUGAGGUGUGCAGACAGGAAGGUGGAAAUACUGCACCCUGGGAGGUGCUUGGCCUAGCACUGUUACUUUCAGAUUUGUAUAUAAACAUAAGCCCUAAAAAAGACAUGUUCACAUGGCCAGAAGUUACUGCAAAAUUCUUAUGUGUUAGUUUUAUAUCAUAAAUCGCCUCUAAUUCUCCUGUUUUAGCCUCCUCUAUUAUGUUCCAAUCUAUGUCACCCUAGAGUGUACCCCUGAGUUAUAUUUCCACAUCCAUCUAACAAAUUCUUUUGUUCGGGUUACUUAAAAAUAAUUGAUUUUCUGAGGAUCCUAUGAAACGAAGCAUCCUCACAAUUAAAAUAAGAACAAAAAUCAUGAUUUUCAUUUUGAUGAAUUAAUAAACAUUGAAAUCUACAGAACCUGUAAAACACAUUCUGGAAAACUAAGAACAUCCACAUAUUCAUUUAGCAAAUAACUUUUGAGUGACUGCAUUGUACCAAAUACUGGUCAAGGUCUGGGGGAAUCAGCAUUAUGUAGACAAAACUCCUCCCUACAUACGACUCACCUUCACAUGGAUUUAGAAAUAUCAAAAACAAAACAAGCAUGUAAAAUGUGUAGUAAGUUUGAUGUUGAACAUUACUGUGAAGGGAACAAAGCAGGCAAGAGUGGAUCCCAUUCUUAAGCCUCAUCUUGGUCAAGGAAUAUUCCAUAGCAGUAAACAUCACUUUAAGCAAGAUUGGACUCAAGUGGAAAUCACCUUGUUGAAAGUAGUUAAAAAUAAACUUCUGGAGUUUCAUUCUUGAGGCAGGAUAAAAGAGAUUCUCUUUGCUCCAGCUAAAAUGUAUCACAAAGCUUUUAAGCUAAAGUAUCUGAAAAUUGCAAAUAAGCAAAGAAAAUUGUCAGAGAAUUUUGAAGGAAUAAUUUUUUAAGUAAGUCAAAUCAUUUUAUUCAGCCACAUGAAGUAGACACUUGUUUCUUAGAAAAGUCAGGGUGUCGUUUUGAAUGGGGAAAGAGAGGCAUCGUUAGAACAGCAGUUCUCAAAUAUCAGGGUGCUUCAGAACCACCUAGAGGGUGCGUUAACACAUAUUCUGUGGGCUUGCUUCUGAUUUCUGAUCAGCAAGUCUGAAUUGGGGCAUGAGAACUGGUAUUUCUAACAGCAUCACAGGCGGUACUGCUGAUGGCCAUCAGGCAGUCACAUUUUGCAAACCUCUGGUUUAGAGAUGAGCCACCAAACAGCUGACCCUGAGUUUAUAACUGAUCUCAAAACCUCAGCCAGUCAACAUCCACCCAGAGUGAGUGGAAGCUGCCUUCCUCCUUCUACCACUCCCUGAAAUUCCCCACCGUGUGGAAGACAUUCUUUUGUUUGGAGACGCGGCACUCCAUUUUCUGCCUCCACCAUCACACAGCCUCUUUGCCAUCUUUCUUCUGUGAAUGGCGGCCCAAAUUCCAUUGCCUUAUAAGUACAUUAAUCAUAUUGGAUUAGACCCACUCUGAUGACCUUGUCUUAACUUUAUUGCAUCUUCAAAGACCCUAUUCUAAAAUAAGGUCAAAUUUACAGGUCCCAGGGGUAAUGACUUCAGCGUACUUUGUGGGGGGAGAUGCUAUUCAACUCUUAUCACUGAGACUGGGAACAAAAAUAAUUCCUGUUUACAGCCCCUCAUAUAAUCCAAGGGUUAUACCAGCAAUUACAUUCAUAUUGUUUGAUUAAAAUAGUCACACUUG